This is a messenger RNA of Cercopithifilaria johnstoni, 807 nucleotides long. NCBI's taxonomy places the organism in Eukaryota, Metazoa, Nematoda, Chromadorea, Rhabditida, Onchocercidae. The record is from the annotation of a GenBank genome assembly.
GCAAAAAAUAUGGCAAUCAUUAAAAAGCAUAAUGAAUUAUAUAAACAAGGCAAAUCAUCAUUUAUGCUUGGUCCAACUGUAAUGAGUGAUAUGACAAAAGAAGAUAUGGAUAGUGAAUUCCCGGCGAUAAAAUUUAACGAUACAGAUUAUCCACUACCACCGAAUUUAACAGAAAGUUCAGUGAAAAGUAUUAAUUGGGUCGAUAAAAAUGCUGUCACAAAAGUUAGAAAUCUAAGGAAAGAUGGGGUUUGUCGCGCUGCAGCUGGUGCCAGUUCAGUAGCGAAUGUUUUGGAAGCAUUAGUUAAAAUGCGAAGAAAAAAAUUGUUAACACUUUCGAUGCAGGAAUUAUUGGAUUGCGGUGAUACGGUGUGCGGUGGUGUGGGGAACUUUGAAAAGUAUUCCGAUUAUAUCAUGAAAAAUAAGGGAUUGGUCACUGAGAAGAAUUAUCCGUAUGUUAAGAAACGACAGGCAUGUACUGCCGCUGGUAAAAGAUUUGGAAGGGUUAAUUUUGUCCUGACACCGAGGCAUACUACAUCAAUGAUAUUCAAGGCAUUGCUAGCAAAAGGACCGAUUGCUACAAGAAUUUUAGUCACAGAAAAUUUCGUAAAUUAUAAAGAAGGAAUAUUUCGUGAUCAGUGCGAAUAUGGUUAUUAUUCGCAUACUGUAUUAGCUGUUGGAUUUACAGAGGAUUACAUUCUGUUAAAAAAUAGUUGGGGAACCGAUUGGGGUGAAAAAGGAUAUAUGCGUAUUUCAGUACAUCAAAGCGAAAAUUGCAAUAUAUAUCUUCAAUUAUUUGCUGUAAUUUAA